Glossina fuscipes is the source of this 3016-nucleotide messenger RNA. RefSeq names its product cytochrome P450 4d2-like. Lineage: Eukaryota; Metazoa; Arthropoda; Insecta; Diptera; Glossinidae. The record is from RefSeq and is a predicted model, not a curated record. The transcript is spliced from 9 exons. Bases 1 to 2250 code for a protein of 749 amino acids. Gene Ontology annotation, molecular function: heme binding; iron ion binding; monooxygenase activity.
AUGGUUGUAACAAGUAUUCGAGGACCUUCUAAUAGUCUACCAUUUAUCGGUGAUGCUCUCCUCUUCUUAGGUCUAACACCAGAAGGUAUUUAUAAAUUUGGUAGCGGCCUGUUCAAGCAAUAUGGAAAGGUUUUCCAUUUUUGGUUAGGUCAUACGAGUGCUUUGGUGGUCGCUGAUCCCAAAUAUUAUAAGCAUAUCUUGUUUAACUCGAAUGUGAUCUCUAAACCUAAGCAAUAUGAAUUGCUUAGUUAUAUAACCGGCGAUGGACUUAUAGCUAAUAAAUCGAGUACAAAAUGGUAUGGGAGGCAUAAAAUUAUAACUCCCGCAUUCCAUUACAAAUUACUAAAUCAAUAUAUUGAGAUAUUCGAUAAAAAUAGUAUCGAAUUAACCCAGCAAUUGGAAACGUAUGCAGACGGUAGGACCGUACUGGAUGCUUACUUUUGGACAGCUCGUUCCACUUUAGCGAUAAUACUGGAAACAGUUCUCGACACCAAAUAUAAUCCAGACAACAUAGAUCAUGCAACCUACGUGCAUAAUAUUCUUGAAGUUAUGCAUUUAUUUGGUGAACGGGCAGUAAGACCUUGGCUGCAUGAUGAAUUCUUCUACAAAUUACUCGAUAGUAAAAACUAUAGGAAGUCACAACGAUUAUUAAAAUCUGUUAAUGGAUUCUAUGAUAAAAUUCUGCAACGCAAGCGGCAAGCAUACGAACUUGAAAGGACAACUUCUCUUGAAAACGUAAGCGAGAACGGCACCCAUGAUAACGAUGUGUUGGGUUUCGAACGACAACGUAAGCCUUUUAUUGAUAUAUUGUUACGCUCGCAAAUCAACGGCAAGCCCCUAACCGAUCAAGAUAUACGCGAUGAGAUUUAUACAAUUAUAAUCGCUGGUAAUGAUACAACGGCCAAUGCUUUAGCCUAUACCAUGUACGCGGUAUCGUGUUACCCGGAAAUACAGCAAAGAAUUUAUCAAGAAAUUUCACAAGUCUUGGGCAAUUUUCAUCAACGUUCAUUGACAAUGAAUGACUUAAAUGCAAUGAAAUAUCUCGAGUCUACCAUAAAAGAAGCCAUGCGUAUGUAUACUAUAGUCCCGAUAUUUGCUCGCUAUCUCUUUGAAGAUAUUAAAAUUGACGAUAAAGUUAUACCGGCCGGUACCACAGUCGCCUUCCUAUCGUUAUUCAGCAACAGUGAUCCCGAAAUAUUCUCCAGGCCAGACGAAUUCUUGCCUGAACGCUUUCUUAAUGACAGCUUGAAUACGCUUGAUCCCUUUGCUUUUAUACCUUUUGCUGGUGGUCCUCGCAAAUGCAUCGGCGGACGAUUUGCUUUGCUACAAAUGAAAUGUACAAUGAUUCGAUUGCUAUUGCAUUACGAAUUUAUACGUUUGGGUAGUGAACCAAGGCCCGCCUACUCAGUUGGUAUGCAUUCCAAAAAUGGCAUAAAUAUCGCAAUUUAUUUUAUCAAUGAAAAAUGGGCGAAUAAGCGUAUGGGCCAUGAUACCAUAUCUGCUAUAGGCUUUCAAUACAAUCGUAUACUUUGUCCUGCAAUUGAUUUUAUUCUGGAUGCAAUAUUCACCCUCUCCGUGACGAUGGUUCUGCUGCAGUCUACAAUCGAUGGUAAGCCAUUAAGCAAUGAGGAUAUACGGGAAGAAGUAGAUACUUUCAUGUUUGAAGGACAUGAUACGACCACUAGUGGUCUCGCUCACACUUUAUAUCUGCUUGCUCGUCAUCCCAACGCACAACAGAAGGCCUACGAAGAAGUUCAACAAGUGUUAAACAAAUCCAAAACUGAACCGAUUACUAUGAAAGACUUGCAAAACUUAAAGUAUUUGGAAUGUGUCAUUAAGGAGGCAUUGCGUUUACAUCCUUCAGUGCCUUUAAUAGCACGUGUUUCAGAGGGAGAAUUUAAAAUCGGAGAUUUUACUCUGCCGCGCAAUACUCAUGUAAUUCUGUCCUUGUAUGCUGUCGGUCGGGAUCCUAAAUAUUUUUCGAAUCCUGAUGACUUCCUGCCCGAGCGUUUUCUAUCGGAGAAUACAACAAAAAUGCAUCCAUUUGCUUUUGUCCCCUUCAGUGCCGGUCCACGUAAUUGUGUGGGACAAAAAUUUGCUAUGCUUGAAAUGAAAAUGAUUAUCGGCAAAGUAUUGCGAGAUUAUGAAAUAUUGCCUUUGGGACCCGAUAUUAUGCCAAUAAUGUCUUUAAUUUUACGUUCAACAACAGGAAUGGGAGAGAAGCUUGUUACUGACGAGUACAGCAGCUAGUCUUGGACGGAAAGCUCGCUUUUUCAAAUAAAAGUUUUGAGUUAACAAAUUUUUGGAAAUAUAGUGUUCGAAUUGAUAGAAAUCGUUUCUUUAUCAAUCGAUUUAGAAUCGAAUAAUUUUGUGAAUCAAUUUAACCUUGUCCGUCAGUGUUGAAAUUAAGAAUGAAUUGGACUGAAUCGCCUUUGCCCGCCACUCCCCAUAUGACGCUUUAUUUUAGAACUUUCGUUAUAUGAAAAAAAAAUUACAAUAUUCAAGAUUUCUUGAUCAAAAAGUACCGGUUAUUUAUUGACACACCCAAUAUAAAAUGCAAUAAAAACAAUAUUUUAUUUAAAGUAUGUUCAUCGUAUUUUUGAUUGUGUUUUGCGAAUUGGAUGAAUCGACAGUUGGCAGGUAAAAAAGUGUCCUUGUGUUGUUUUCUUUGAUAUUCAAGCCAUUUUUCUAACGGCGGACUAUUCAGAUCGAUUAGCUGUUGUUUCAACUUUUCCAUCAGAUUUUCUCCAUCUGAUUACACCAAACGUAGACUAUCGAUUUUUUACUAUAGCGAUUUGGUUUUGCCGAUGCAGUUAUUUAUUUUUCACUUGGACUUCUCAAAACAAAUCCGCUUCUCAUCUCAUCCUUUUGUAUCCUUCAAGGCAAAAACAAAUACAGCUAUCGACGAGUACCCUUUUUUUACCGCAAAUUGUGAGAAGUGGAAAAAGGGAAUGCUGUAGAGAGGUGGUCGCUUAAUGGGCUUCUAAGUGCUCACCGGCUAUGCUUUUAGUGACGG